UGGAGAGGCGGGGCGGCGGGGCGGGGCCUCGGCCAGUCUACCCCGGGCACCUUCUGCCCGGGGCCCGACAAACCGAGCCGGCCAGCCGCCCGCUCCAGAGCCCCCGCGACCCCGCCGUGGUGCAAGGAGAGGCGUGGACGGGAAGGUAGCUCCUGGCCGCCACCAUCAUGCAGGGACUGAGGCUCUUCUGCUGCUGCGUGGCCCCGCUGCUGCUGCUGGGGACGGCCGACCUGCAAGUGUCUGCCCUGGACGGCACAGAAGACUCUGCCAACUUUGCUGAAGGUGGCUUGUUGCCUGGAGACCCAAGCCUAGCAGAGAAGGAUAAGCUGCUUUAUGGAGUCGACGACGAUGCUGCCGCCACCGCCGCCUCCUCACCGCUUGAGAUGGGAAUUCCCUUCCAGCGCGCAGAUAGUCAUGAGGAAGCCAGCAGAGACAUGAGGGGAGAGCCUCGUGCUGGUGGCUCCACCAAAGCAGGUGCUGAUCUGGACGUCAGUAGUCUGGAGGAAAAGGGAGCCCUCGUUGCUGAGGCAGAAGACGCCUCUCAUGGAGGGCAACGAGAAGGUGGGCACAGCCUGGGAGCACCCGAGCAACGUUCUGCAGUCAACACAGAGGAAGUGUUGGCUAAAGAGAACCAGGCACCGCCAGAGGGAGCUGCCAAAGACCCUGCCCUGCAAGGAAGCAGAAGAGCCUCUCGGGGCCUUCUCCAGCCCUCUGAGGCCAGAGAGGAACCAUCUCCUCAGGAGGACAACAUCACCACUGACUUGGGCAAGGAAGCGGAAGGCACCUCUGGGGAGAGAUGUUUAAGUGAUGCCUCCCCCACACUGAAUGCCUUUGGGGCACCAGGAAUGGCACCGCAGGCCACCCCCCACAAGUCAGAAUGGCAGUCAGAGUCUAAGCAGGUGGAGGGAGAAGACACCGGAGUGGAAGAGGAAGGCUCUGAGAGGGAAACAGCAGGUUGCCCUGAGCAGCUGGAAGUGGAAGAUUCAGAGGACGACAAAGAAGAAGAGGCCACAGUGGCAAGGGAGGGAGACGUUGGCCUUGCAGAAGGCGAAGGUUCUGAGGAAGAAGAAGAUUCUGAGGAAGAAGACGAUUCUGAGGAAGAAGACGAUUCUGAGGAAGAAGACGAUUCUGAGGAAGACAAUGACCCCCAUUCAGAGAAAGAUAACGAUGAAGGAGAGGCAGCAGUGGCUGGAGGAGGAGGAGAGCCUGCCAUCCCUGGAGAGAAAAAGGCCGGUGCUCUGAAAGGUGGCAGAGAGGAAAAAGCAGAGGAUGGGGAAGAGGGUCCUGCCCUGGGGAAAGGUGUGGGUGAAGUGGAGUCAGAAGAUGCCCCCUCUGGAGACCCCAGCCUGAUAUCUGUUCCUCAGGCUAACACCCACCUCCAGCAACAAGAGGAAGGCCCGGGUGAAGCAGAAGCAACCCUCAGUUCUCCCAGCAAUGGGGCCCCCCUCAGCGGAAAUGAGGAACUGACUUCUGACCGUGCACACCUGGCCCCAGCCGACCCCAGCCCAGCACCUCACAGCAACCCCCCAACCCUAGCUGCUGCUGUUGAAGAGGUGGAAGAGGGCAGGGAGUCUGCCACGAGGGACCGCUCCCACAUCGAAGGCACUUUGAAGCUGAAGGAGGAGAAGCCUGCAGAUGACUACUCAGCCAUACUGCAGCGGCUGAGGAAGAUCUACCACACUUCCAUCAAGCCCUUAGAGCAAUCUUACAAGUACAAUGAGCUACGGCAGCAUGAAAUCACGGCUUACCCUGGACGCACCUUGGGCUCCUCAGCCACAGAUGGAGAGAUUAUAUCCAAGCCGAUGGUGCUGUUCCUGGGACCAUGGAGUGUUGGCAAAUCUACCAUGAUAAACUACCUCCUGGGGCUACAGGAUACCCCCUACCAACUCUACACAGGGGCUGAGCCUACCACCUCAGAGUUCACCGUCAUUAUGCACGGCCCCAAGCUGAAGACCAUUGAAGGCAUUGUGAUGGCUGCAGACAGUGCCCGCUCUUUCUCACCUCUUGAGAAGUUUGGGCAGAACUUUCUGGAAAAGCUGAUAGGGAUUGAAGUUCCUCAUAAGCUUUUGGAGAGGGUUACGUUUGUGGAUACCCCUGGGAUCAUUGAGAACCGGAAACAGCAGGAACGAGGCUACCCGUUCAAUGAUGUCUGCCAGUGGUUCAUUGACAGAGCUGACCUCAUCUUUGUAGUGUUUGAUCCCACGAAGCUGGAUGUGGGGCUGGAACUGGAGAUGCUUUUCCGCCAGCUGAAGGGACGUGAAUCUCAGAUUAGGAUCAUUCUGAACAAAGCUGACAGCCUGGCUACGCAAGAACUCAUGCGAGUGUAUGGAGCCUUGUUCUGGAGCCUGGCUCCCCUGAUCAACGUCACUGAGCCCCCCAGGGUCUACGUCAGCUCCUUUUGGCCCCUGGAUUACCAAGCCGACACGCACAAAGAACUCUUCUUGAAAGAAGAGAUCUCCCUCCUAGAAGACCUUAACCAAGUGAUUGAAAACAGGCUGGAGAACAAGAUUGCUUUUAUCCGCCAGCACGCUAUCCGGGUUCGCAUCCAUGCACUCUUAGUUGAUCGCUAUUUGCAGACCUACAAGGAUAAAAUGACCUUCUUCAGUGAUGGAGAGCUUGUCUUCAAGGACAUUGUGGAGGAUCCAGACAAGUUUUACAUCUUUAAAUCAAUCCUGGCUAAGACCAAUGUCAGCAAAUUUGACCUCCCGAAUCGUGAGGCUUACAAGGACUUCUUUGGGAUCAACCCCAUCAGCAGCUUCAAGCUUCUUGCUCAGCAGUGUUCCUACAUGGGAGGCUGUUUCCUGGAGAAGAUUGAGAGGGCCAUAACCCAUGAGCUGCCAGAUCUUUUGGGGAGUGUUGGCCUAGGCAAGAAGCCCAGUGUCCUCUCCUGUGACACAACUGGUUGUGGGGAAACUCCAAAGAACCGUUAUAAGAAACAUUAACAAUCUGUUCAGUGUAACCACUCCUGUGUUCCUGUUGGUGAAUGAGCUUAUGUCUUAUCUGUCCAAGAAGCCAAGGUUUGUUAACCCUUUGAGUGCCACACUGACAAGAGCUAAUAUACAGCGAGGAAUUGGGAAUCACUGGCAUCAGUGGCAGGAAAGUUGGGUGGGCCUAGAGAAGAGAAUAAAACACUGUGAAUUCCUGAUGUUUGUGAUCUAAUCUUUGUUAUUUGAAGUAGGAGGCCAUCUAACUGCAAGUCAAAUGGAUGGGCCAUGUCUGUUGAGGCAUCGCCUGGCCCUUGCAUAUACUGAGCAGGCAGGCAGGAAGGAAGCAUUAGAGGACUGACUGAGAAAGGGUGAAAGAGGCUGGCUUCUUGAAAUCAGGAAAGGCAUAGACAUUGCCCUCCCUCAAAACCUGUACAUAGUUCUUGCAGUAUCUUGCUGCUGCUGCAUGAGGAAUUGAGGACCAUAGAAUUCACCUUGUGUAUUCCAGUGUUCUUUCUGAGACUCACAGCUCAUCAACAUUAGUUCUUCAUGAGAAAGCCCCUCCUCAGCUGCAUCUUGGCAUUCCCCUGUGCAUCCAGUGCUCCUACCCCAUAUUGAAGGAUUCCAGACUGCUGUUCCUCUGGAUUCUGCCCUCUCUGAUGGAAAGCAUUUCCCCACUCCCUUGGAAGCCUGGUUCAUAAAAAGAAAACCUCCAGCACAUGUAAGAGUCCUAGUGGCUCCAGCAGAGGUCACUUGAAGCCUAGUCUUUUGGAAGUGCUGUUUGCAAGGGAGGCUACUUUGUAUGUGGGUGCACUGCAUGGACAUAGGAAUCUGCUGGGGCAGGUCUGAAAUUGUGAGCCAUUCAUGGCCCCUCCCUUGCUAGGACCUGACAUGCUGAGGGGGCUGUGCCGCUUGCUUGCUGGCUGGUUGGCUGGCAUUUGAGCCCCAGGAUUGUUGGGAGUCUUGUGCCUGCCUGUUAGCAUCCUGCUUGUGCUGCUGCUCUUCCAGGUUUCUCACUGCGGAUUGAAAACUGGGUAGUCUUUGCCCAUAUUUUUGUGUUGUAGCUUCACAGUCACUAAUUUGCUUCUCCCUACAUCUCAACACCAAACUUUGUGGCCAGCUGCAAAUGGCUAUUUCUUAAGUUAGAACUGACAUCAGUUUCCUUGUAUGUGGCGAAGGAGAGGCAGCCCCUCUUUGCUAGCACAGCUGAUGGCAGUGCUGAACACAAACUGGAGACAUGACGGGACUUUUACAAUGGGCAGUGAGUGGUAGGCAGAGAUGUCCAGACCUUACACCACGACGAUGGAAUGCUUUCUGCCAGGGAAGGGGACUUCCAGCCAGUUAUCAGCCUUGAGAUAGCAGGCAGGUGUGCCUUAUUUAACCCUGUAAGAAUGUACAAGCAAAGUAUCAUGAUGUAUCCUGAGAAAGACAGAAGUGAAGGAGAAAAGGCAAAGCAGGUGAAGGUACCCUGAUGGAUUGGAUUGCUUUUUUUUUAUUUUCCAAAUAAGAGAUUGAAAAAUGAAAGUUUCAUAGAGGGGCCAGUAGGAGAAUCAUUCACGGCAGUUCAGCACCGAAUUACAGCUGGGAAAAAGAACUUGCCAUGAACACACAUAACCAAAACAGAUCACCUGAUAAAAGUGAGUUUAAAAUAAUUAGUGUUGAGAAAGGAUCCAGGAGUGAGUUGCUCCUUGUGGGGCACUGGAGUCUGACUGCCAGGAGGUAGAAGAGAGAAGCCAGACUUCAUAAAUGGGUGGGCUUUGGGUAGGAAAGGAAUUUGGUGGUGGUAGUACUAGUUGGAGACCUUGGGCAUGGCACACAAAGGAAUGGGAACAGAUAAUCCAGCAAAGAAGCACCACGGGAACUGGCAUCCAGAAUAGCGCAGAGUGAAGCCCCGGAUCUGUCCUGGAGUUGUUGCUGCCUCCUCCUCCUCCUCUUGUAUAUUAGCUUCUUCUCAUCUCACCAGUUGCUUCCUGUAAAUGGUCAUGCAUCUUUGUCUCUAUAGUUGAUGGGACAGAAAAAGAAGUGCUGUUGCGACUGGCUCCCCAAAGUGAACUUGCCUUGUUCUCUGAGGAAAGAGAGCGACCCAACAGGUGGGCCCCGUUGCCUCUCUCUUGACCUCAACAUCUGUGCUGUUUCCCCUCCUUGGCUUUCUUAUUCUUAUCCUUCUUUCUUGUUCCCUUCUGAUACUACAGGUCAUGUGCAGUUAGACUUAGUUUGUUUUCCACAAGAUGCGCUCUUAGCAACAUGCUGCAUGUGGGGUGCAAGUCUGAAAUGGCAAAUUGGAUGCAAUAUAACCCCCAGGCACAGGUGUCCUGUCUGCUGCCAUGACUUAGAGUGCUGAAGGGCAGUAAGAUCUGGAGUGUCACCAGACCCAAGGCAGCAGCAAUUGCAAUGUCAGCGGUGGUGCUGAGAGAAAGGGAGCCAAGGUGUGUGGUUGUCUCUGCUGCUUUGUUGGGUUGAGAUGUUGGGAGGUGAAGAGAAAUGCUAAAUGACAAUCUUGCUGGCCUGUGGGGAAAGGGGAAGAUUCAGCCCAACGCACUGGUCCCUGGGAACUGCAGCAUCCUAUGGCUCAUAGGUCUUGCCCUCCUUCCCCCUUCAAAUCUACAUUCAGAGUCUCUUCUGAGUAGUGCCUACUCCAUAUUAACGUGUCCUAUUGAUGCUUGACAACCAUGUGGUAUUUCAGAAACAAUGGAAACUGCAGCGCCUAAAUUAACCAGGUGAUUUCUGCUGGGUCUGGCAUCAUCCACUCUGGGGAAAUCUUUGCCAUUAAGAACAUGGUUGAAAUAGUCGGGGGUGCAUCUAAAUUGCCAUAGUAUGAGGAUCUGCCAGAACAGAUGGUUCCUAGCAUUAUCCGUCUGGUUCUUCUCAGUCUUGGGAAUAUGCACUCUUGUGGGCCACUGAUCUUGUGGUGAGGGAGCCUGUGUACUUCUCCAUGGUUAAAUUAUCAAAACUGAACCAAAUCCACUGUUGCGUGCUCUUCUUUUGAACAGGAUUUUGGACAGAUAUAUUUAAAGGGCUUACGUAGCUGUAAUAUAUUUCCAGUUAGUGGUUCACAAUAAUAAUCUGUAUUUGGAGAGACCAUGUACAUCAGCCGUUCUAAUAAAUUCUGAUAUUUUCCAAUCACA
This is a messenger RNA of Rhineura floridana, 6049 nucleotides long. It is a transcript of the gene SRL, whose product is annotated as sarcalumenin. Lineage: Eukaryota; Metazoa; Chordata; Lepidosauria; Squamata; Rhineuridae. The record is from RefSeq and is a predicted model, not a curated record. The transcript is spliced from 8 exons. The coding region runs from base 168 to 2942 and encodes 924 amino acids. Gene Ontology annotation, molecular function: GTP binding.